GCCUUCUGUAUUCAAACUCUCUCUCUCUCUCUCUCUCUCUCUUCUCUCUCGCUCGCUUUUUUUUCGAGUCGAGUGCUUGGGCGAUAAGUAAUCAAACGAAACCCUAGUAUUCGAUCGCGUUCUGCGAGUAACCAUUAGAGUGAUGGAAGGUGGCUUCUUGUCGGUUCCACGAACCGACGGUAGCGACGCGGCUUUCCCGGCUGGUCUUCGAGUGUUGGUGGUAGAUGAUGAUCUAACUUGGCUCAGGAUCCUUGAAAAGAUGCUCAAGAAGUGUUCCUACCAAGUGACUACUUGCUCUUUGGCAAGCGAUGCUCUGAAUGUGCUUCGUGAAAGAAAAGAUGGUUUUGAUAUUGUUAUUAGUGACGUUAACAUGCCUGACAUGGAUGGUUUCAAGCUCCUGGAGUAUGUUGGGCUCGAGAUGGAUCUCCCUGUCAUCAUGAUGUCUAUUGAUGGGGAAACAAGCAAGGUGAUGAAAGGUGUUCAACAUGGAGCAUGUGAUUAUCUUCUUAAACCGAUACGAAUGAAAGAACUUAGGAAUAUAUGGAUGCAUGUCUUCAGGAAGAAAAUACACGAAGGAAAAGGCAAUGAAACUAGCUGGGGAGCAGAUAACUAUGAUGAUGAGCAGCAAUUCAAUGGCAGUAAUUUGGCUGCCAUGAAUAAAAGGAAAGAUGUAGAAAACAAAAGACGUGAUGACCAAGAGUUAGUAGACCAUUCAGCAACUAAGAAAGCUAGAGUAAUUUGGACUGUUGAACUUCAUAAGAAGUUCGUUGACGCUGUUAGUCAGAUUGGGUUGGAAAAAGCUGGCCCUAAGAAAAUUCUUGACUUGAUGAAUGUUCCCUGGUUGACCAGAGAAAAUGUUGCUAGCCACCUGCAAAAGUACCGGCUCUACCUGGGUCGUCUGCCAACGGAGAAAGAAACAGAAAAUUCUUCUGUAGGGAUGAACGAGCUGAAUUUCCCUCCAAAUCCUUCUGGAAGUUUGAAGGUUGCAGUGGAUCAGAAGAAUACUAGUUGCGGGAGCACUAGUUGCACACAAAAGAAUAUACCUGCCAACACAAGGCCAGAAGAUCGUGAUGGCCAUGAAAACAAUAUGCCUUACUUUUUGCCAGUGACAACUGAAUUUCCUGAUUCUCAGACAGAAAACAUUAAUUCUCACACGGGCUUCUCCAAUUCUCCUGGAUUGCCUUCUCAAAACGUUAAACUUACACCGCUUGAAUCAACACUGAAAUGUUGGCAACCGGAUCAAGUUCUGAGUAUGCAGUUUGAACAGCCAUUAAACCAAAAGCUCAAGCCAUUCAUGCUGCCACUGGAUGAUGACUGCUGCAAACUACUGCCUAGUCCUCGACAUAGUAUCCAAGGUGAUCUCUUACAUUCUGCCUCUUCCCUGGAUUCAAUUGCUUCUUGUGUCCCGGAAAUAGACAAGUCUGCUGGUUUCAAGACGCCUAUAUGUCAUCAACGUAGAAGCGAUGACAGCAGAAAUGAAUCUCCAAUGGGAAGGAUGGUCAAUUCCACUCCUCUUCCAGUUGAGAACUACAUCUCAAAACAAGAAUUCUUGGAGGCCAUUCCUAGCGUCGCUUUAGGUUCGAAAUGCCCCACGGUUGGUUUGAUUUUCGGGCAGCCUGAUAUAGAUUGUUCAACUUUCUCAUCCACUUUGCAAGAAAACUUGCAAUUCUGCUUGCCCCAAGAUCAUGGAAAUACCGGGGUCCGGACGCUGGGGAACUGGGAGCUCUUGGACUACGACCAUCCACACUUAUUUCCUGAAUUUCAGAUUUUCUGUGCUGAUUAUGAUGAGUUUGGGAUGCAGUUGUGAUGAUCUUUAGCAGUUGUGCGCAAAAUUCUUUUUAGCUGAAAGGGUGUUAGUUACUGCAUAAGGUAGGUAGACCUAAGUAACCACCAGCACAGCACUUGUCUAUGGCUAAUAAUUGUAAUUUCCUUUGGAUUGAAUGUUAUUUAGUUGCAUGUUCGUGUUCAUAAGUGUCGGUCUGAUGUGUGGUGCAGUGUGUAGUGUAUCUAUGAGGAAGCAUGACACAGUUGGAUUUGAAUCUCUUGUAAAUUUUAGGUUUCAAGUAUUUACUCUCCAUGCAUGAAGUAGAGAAACACAACCAUAGUCUUCGGCUUGUAUGUUUUAUGAAAAUGUUAUUUGAACGAUCAAGUUUGACACUUUUAUUGAC
Diospyros lotus (date-plum) is the source of this 2168-nucleotide messenger RNA. RefSeq names its product two-component response regulator-like APRR9. Gene Ontology annotation, biological process: cytokinin-activated signaling pathway; phosphorelay signal transduction system. The record is from RefSeq and is a predicted model, not a curated record. NCBI's taxonomy places the organism in Eukaryota, Viridiplantae, Streptophyta, Magnoliopsida, Ericales, Ebenaceae. The transcript is spliced from 5 exons. Gene Ontology annotation, molecular function: DNA binding. The coding region runs from base 143 to 1807 and encodes 554 amino acids.